AUGCAACGUCGUGAUAUUGAAAAACAAGAAUUUGGAUUACAUGAAGUUUAUGCUGUUGAUGUACUUGUAUCAUCCGGUGAAGGUAAACCACGUGAAACUGAUAUACGUACAACCGUAUAUAAGAAAAAAGAUUUUAUUUAUCAAUUACGUAUGAAAUCAUCACGUGUAUUUUUAUCUGAAGUUGAAAAACGUUUUACAUUAAUGCCAUUUACAUUAAGACAUUUUGAAGAUGAAAAACGUGCACGUAUGGGUGUUAUUGAAUGUGCAAAACAUGAUCUUGUUGAACCAUAUCCAGUUUAUCAAGAAAAAGAUGGUGAAUUUGUUGCUGAAUUUAAAUUUACACUAUUGUUAAUGCCCAGUGGACAAAUGAAAAUAACCGGUCUACCAAUUGAUUUAGAUUUAUAUGAAUCAGAAUAUAAAAUAACUGAUAGUGAUAUAAAACAAUUAUUAACAAGUUCAACACAAAAAAAGAAGAAAAAUAAGAAGAAGAAGAAAGGCACAACAGGACAAGGUGCAUCAGCUCUUGACAAUGUUGAAGCUGUAGAAGAUGAUGGUGAUGAAGAUUUCGAAGAUGAACCCGACAACAAAACAAAAAGCAAAUCUGCGAAAUCAAAGAAAACAAACAAAAAAGCUUAA
Messenger RNA from Adineta steineri, 636 nucleotides. The record is from the annotation of a GenBank genome assembly. NCBI's taxonomy places the organism in Eukaryota, Metazoa, Rotifera, Eurotatoria, Adinetida, Adinetidae.